AUGGGACAAAUUAUCAGCGCAGUUAUUAGCAAUCUUAAAGCACCCAACGAGGAGGCAAAACGUCGAAAUCUAGAGCAACUCAAGCUUCUGCAACUCCUCCUCAAAUUUCAGAACGAUCGUUUUGAAGAAGAUUUCAAAAAAACGAUUUCUGGUGAUGGCGGGGGUGUCAAAGUGGUAAAAGACAGCCCUCUCCGACGUUAUCACGAAAGCAUGGUCAAUAUAUCAUCCACUCCCUCUGAAGGUCUCGAUAAAAUUCUUAAUAACUUUUUACCCGCAAAAGGUAAAGAAGUUGAAAUCGUUCAAGGUUUUAAGGAGAUUAUUAAGACUGGCUUAAGUACUUUCUUGGGGAAUUCAACGAUUGGUGAACAGAGUCAAGAUUUUACAUUCGUCUCUCUGUUGCAUAAUGCGAUUGUUAGAAUAGACAUCAAGCUUUGGAUGUAUGCCUUUGCAGUCAAAGGAGUUAUUUCAGAAUGUGAAAAUGCUUUAUGCUUCGCAUUCACUCUUUCAGUUGUGAAUCACAAAGAGACUAGCAUCGAUAACAUAGUCUUUUUAAUUAAUGAGGGUGCUGAUAGAGCCAAGGUAGAUCCUGCGGAACUCAUUAAAACAAUAAAAGAGACUUGGAUUUCUCUUAAAGAUCAAGACCCGUUCGAUAUUCAUAAAGAAGUCGAUAAAGUGCUUAAAUAG
Molecule: messenger RNA, 684 nt
Organism: Ambispora gerdemannii
Lineage: Eukaryota; Fungi; Glomeromycota; Glomeromycetes; Archaeosporales; Ambisporaceae
Source: the annotation of a GenBank genome assembly